UAACCUCUCUAACCCUACUCCACAUUGAAUUACAUACAAACAAACGUAAUUAUCUCCCUCAUAAUAUUUGUUGCUACCAAACAUUUCAAGCACCGAACAUUCAGGUGAACGAACAUUUACGUAAACAUAACAAUCUUAAUAUUUUCUUUUUUUAAGUUCAAAAGGUUAUAUUACGUGAUCAUGGCAAUGGAAAGUCGAGAAAUCUCUACCAAUGAUCUUAAUGUAAAGAGAGGAGAACCGAUUCGAGUUCAACCGGCGGAAGAAACAGAAAACGGACUAUAUUUUCUUUCGAAUCUGGACCAGAAUAUCGCGGUUCCAAUGCGUACAAUUUACUGCUUUAAAUCAGAAUCUAGAGGAAAUGAAGAAGCUGGAGAAGUUAUUAAGGAUGCUUUGUCGAAGAUUCUUGUUCCUUAUUAUCCUAUGGCAGGGAAGUUGAUUAUAAGCUCAGAAGGGAAGUUGAUAGUGGAUAAUACUGGAGAAGGUGCUGUUUUUGUUGAGGCUGAAGCAGAUUGUGCUGUAGAUGAAAUUGGUGAUUUGAGAAAACCAGAUCCUGAUAAGCUUGGGAAAUUGGUUUAUGAUCUUCCAGGUGCUAAGAGUAUAUUGGAGAUGCCUCCAAUGACAGUUCAGGUGACAAAGUUCAAAUGUGGAGGAUUCACGUUGGGACUCAACAUGCUCCACUGCAUGAAAGAUGGACUAUCUGCCAUGGAGUUUGUCAAUGCAUGGGCUCAAACAGCAAGAGGUUUAGACUUCAAACUCCCCCCAUUUAUCGAUCGAACCAUACUCAAAUCGCGCAACCCUCCGAAAAUUGAGUUCCACCACCACGAAUUCGACGAAAUCGAAGACCUUUCAAACGCCGAAAAAACCUAUCAAGGCGAAAAAAUCAUCCACGAAUUCGACGAAAUCGAAGACCUUUCAAACGCCGAAAAAACCUAUCAAGGCGAAAAAAUCAUCCACAAAUCCUUCCUUUUCGACCCCGAAAAGCUCGACUCGCUCAAGAAAAAGGCCACGGAAGACGGAGUUUUGAAAAAAUGUUCGACUUUCGAAGCACUCUCGGCUUUCGUCUGGCGAUCCAGAACUUCGGCUUUAAGCAUGCAUCCUAAUCAACAAACGAAACUUCUCUUCGCGGUCGACGGACGGUCGAGAUUCGUCCCGCCGAUUCCAAAGGGAUACUUUGGUAACUCCAUUGUGCUAACAAACUCUAUGUGCAAAGCAGAUGAAUUACUGAAGAACCCUUUUUCAUUUUCAGCUGCAUUGGUUCACAAUGCAAUUGAUAUGAUCAAUGAUAGUUACAUGAGAUCUGCUAUUGAUUAUUUCGAAGUUACAAGAGCUAGACCUUCUUUAACGGCAACACUUUUGAUCACAACUUGGACCAAAUUGUCUUUUGACACAACAGAUUUUGGUUGGGGUGAACCACUUUGUUCUGGUCCUGUGACAUUGCCAGAAAAAGAAGUUGUUUUGUUCUUGUCACAUGGUCAGGAAAAGAAAAGUAUAAGUGUUCUUCUUGGUUUGCCUGCUUCUGCUAUGGAACGUUUUGAAGACUUGGUGAUGAAUAUGGUAUGAAAUAAAUCAAUUCUUCAUAUAGCAUAUACUGCAUACAUAUAUAUACCUAUAUAUAUCUUUUAUGUGUAAACAGUUUGCUAAGAUAUUAAAGUGUUUUGUUAAAUUUGUAAUAAAGGUGUCGAGUAUAUAUAAUGAAUUGUGUGUUAAUGGGCUCAAA
Lathyrus oleraceus (garden pea) is the source of this 1717-nucleotide messenger RNA. RefSeq names its product omega-hydroxypalmitate O-feruloyl transferase. The record is from RefSeq and is a predicted model, not a curated record. Lineage: Eukaryota; Viridiplantae; Streptophyta; Magnoliopsida; Fabales; Fabaceae. Gene Ontology annotation, molecular function: acyltransferase activity, transferring groups other than amino-acyl groups. The transcript is spliced from 3 exons. Bases 181 to 1560 code for a protein of 459 amino acids.